Rotaria sordida is the source of this 708-nucleotide messenger RNA. Lineage: Eukaryota; Metazoa; Rotifera; Eurotatoria; Philodinida; Philodinidae. The record is from the annotation of a GenBank genome assembly.
AUGGUAUGGAUACAUGGUGGACCGAAUACAAGUGUUUCUCUGAAAUAUAUUGUUGAUGUUAUUGCAUAUGUCCCAUUAGGUUUUGGUAUUCUUUUUGUCAAUUAUCGAGGUUCAAUUGGUUAUGGACAAGCUUCAAUCGAUAAAUUAUUGGGUAAUAUAUCAAAAAUUGAUGUUCAAGAUUGUCAUGAAGCUAUUCAUCGUUGUCUUAAAUAUACGGAAUCAAGUCGACAAGUUAUACUUAUAGAUGAAUCACAUGCAGGUGUAAUUAUUGGUCGUCUUAUUGGAAAAUAUCCAGAUGAAUAUGCAAUGGCUGUGUUAAAAAAUGCAGUUACUGAUCUUCUUCAUUUUUGUUCGAUAUCAGAUAUACCUGAUCGAGCUUUAGCUCAAUCGACCAAUACACAAUUUGAUUUUGAAACAGGACGUAAUUGUUGUUCAGAUACAUCAUUAAUUACAUAUCUUAUUGAAAGAUCACCAAUUCGUCUUAUUGGUCAAAUAAAAAUACCAGUUUUAUUACAAUUAGGCAAGAAAGAUAGACGCGUACCAUUUAAUAUGGGUCUUCGUUAUUAUGAAUGUUUGAAAGCAAAUAAGAUUUCAACAAAAUUAUAUGUUUAUGAUAGUAAUCAUACAAUUAGAGAAGUAUCUAAUGAUAGUGACUGUUUUGUUAACACAAUUGUUUUUAUUGAUGAACAUUUACGUUUAUCAUCAUAA